Zingiber officinale is the source of this 1535-nucleotide messenger RNA. Its product is annotated as aminoacylase-1-like. The coding region runs from base 37 to 1404 and encodes 455 amino acids. Gene Ontology annotation, biological process: amino acid metabolic process. Gene Ontology annotation, molecular function: aminoacylase activity. The transcript has 4 exons. Gene Ontology annotation, cellular component: cytoplasm. NCBI's taxonomy places the organism in Eukaryota, Viridiplantae, Streptophyta, Magnoliopsida, Zingiberales, Zingiberaceae. The record is from RefSeq and is a predicted model, not a curated record.
AGAUAAAAGGAUUCCAUUUGAGGUGGGCGCAAAUCCAUGGCGAAGACGAGCAACGAUGUCAUCGCCUUGGCUUCUUCCCUCUUUCUCCUGCUACUCUUCGCUCCGCCGCUGCCGCCGGCGGUGGCGAAAGGAGCCACCUUUACUUCCGAUGAGGCCGACAGGGCGAUCUCCCGCUUCCAGGAGUACCUCCGCAUCGACACCGCCCACCCCACGCCGGACUACGCCUCCGCCGCCACCUUCCUCCGCGCGCAGGCCGAUUCCCUCUCCCUCCGCCACGAGACGCUCGAAUUCGUUCCGGGAAAGCCCGUCCUCCUCCUCAAGUGGCCCGGUCGCCGCCCCUCGCUCCCUUCCGUUCUCCUCAAUUCCCACACCGACGUCGUCCCCUCCGAGCCCCACAAGUGGACCCACCCGCCCUUCUCCGCCGCCCUCGAUUCCGGCGGCAACAUCUACGCCCGCGGCUCCCAGGACAUGAAGUGCGUGGGGAUCCAGUACCUGGAGGCCGUGCGCCGCCUCAAGGCCGCGGGGUUCGCCCCCGACCGCACUGUCUACCUGUCCUUCGUCCCCGAUGAGGAGAUCGGCGGCACGGAUGGCGCGGGGGCUUUCGUCGCCUCGGACGCCUUUAAGAAAUUGGGCAUCGGAGUGGUGCUCGACGAGGGGCUGGCGUCGCCGCGCCCGGAGUUUAGGGUUUUCUACGGGGAGCGUUCCCCGUGGUGGUUCGUGAUCAGAUCCCGGGGAGCUCCAGGCCACGGAGCGAAGCUCUACGACGGCACCGCCAUGGAGAACGCCAUGAGGAGCGUGGAGGCGGUCAGAAGGUUCAGGGCGGCGCAGUUCGACCUGGUUAAGACCGGAGCCAAAGCAGAGGGCGAGGUGGUGUCGGUGAACCUGGUUUACCUCAAGGCCGGAACUCCAACUCCUACUGGCUUUGUCAUGAACCUUCAGCCAUCCGAAGCAGAGGUAGGUUUAGAUGUUCGUGUCCCUCCGAAUGCCGAUCCCCAAGCGUUAGAGAAGCGGAUUGCUGAGGAGUGGGCGCCAUCAUCUCGCAACAUGACAUAUGAGUUUAAGCAAAAGGUCUCUGUGUACGACAUGUUCGGAAAGCCAGCAGUAACCGUUGCCAACAGUUCUAAUCCAUGGUGGACAUUGUUAGAAGAAGCUGUGAAGAAUGCUGGUGGAAAACUCAGUAAGCCAGAAAUCUUCCCAGCAUCAACCGAUGCCCGCUUUUUCCGAGAACUCGGGAUAUCAGCAUUUGGUUUUUCGCCAAUGGCAAACACUCCGAUAUUGCUCCAUGACCAUAAUGAGUUCUUGAACAAAGAUGAGUAUCUGAAGGGAAUCACGAUGUACGAAUCCAUCAUCAAAGCGUUUGCCUCCUACAACGAUAAGGAUACCGAGUCAAAAGCAGAGCUGUAAGUUAAAUUUGAAAUGAUUUCGUCAUGAAUUUAAAUAGGAUCGAUUAAAUAGAGGUAUAACAGUAUUGUCUUCUUGGUAAGAUCUUUUGAUGCAUUAGCUUCAUAAAAGUGCCUGAGUUGAGGUUUUCCUUA